Drosophila hydei is the source of this 3040-nucleotide messenger RNA. RefSeq lists its product as uncharacterized. Gene Ontology annotation, molecular function: RNA binding; translation activator activity; protein binding. Lineage: Eukaryota; Metazoa; Arthropoda; Insecta; Diptera; Drosophilidae. Gene Ontology annotation, biological process: regulation of translational initiation. Bases 1033 to 2625 code for a protein of 530 amino acids. The transcript is spliced from 10 exons. The record is from RefSeq and is a predicted model, not a curated record. Gene Ontology annotation, cellular component: cytosol.
UCGCGCCGAUGAUUUAAUUUUUAAGUUUAAACGCUGAUUUUGUAGCACAGAGAACACAAAACCCUGCGUCAAGCGUAGCAAACCGAACGAUACUCACAUUGCCUACCAUAUAUAUAUAUGUAUAUAUAUAAUACAUACAUCUCGACAAAAGCCUUAUACACAACGUAUCUUUGUUUGUGUGCGUGUGCGUGUGUGUGUGACUAAUAGCCAAGAAAACUAGCGAGCGAUCUAAGAAAAAAUAACGAAAAACAAAAUAUAAACGAAAAUUACGCGAACAAACCCAAAAUAAAGAGAACAACAACAACAGUUGACAACGAGCUAAAGAACAAGCGCAAAGCAACAAACCAAAAAUAGACAGCACAAAGCAGAAGCAGGCGCAGCUAACGACGACGACGACGACGUCAGCGUCAACGCGUAUGUUAUGUGCCGAGCAUAAUUAAACGACACACGAAGACCGUAUCAAAAGAAAGGAAAAUUUAAUGAAUAUAAAACAUAUAUCUAUACGAAUCCCAACGACGACGACGACGAAGACUACGCGAAAUCCACAACGACAUUUUGUAAUCUAAACAACUUGCAAGUGAGAGCGAAAGAGAUAUACCGAAAUAAUAGCAGAAGGAAAAAACAGAUAAAGAGAUAAAUAAAAUAAGAAGAAGCUGAACGAACAGCAACGAAACCCAAACAGAAUAUUGGAUCAAUUUUAUAUUGCAUUAAAAGACCACGCUAAUACUUAUAAAAGGAAUGAAUACUAUUUGUCUUCAACAUAAGACUACGAAAAGAAACUAAGUCUAGAUAAUUGUAUUAAAAAGAAAACAAAAAUAUAAGAGAUAAAAAAAAACAAGAAUUGUGAUAUGUACAACUUUACUCAAAUAUUGAAAAAACAUAUAUAAAAAGUUUAUUUCAAGUAUUCCGAUCGCUCAAGAGACGGACGCGCGAAUAACCCAAGAUAAUUGCAAAACAUAAACAAGAAGAAGAAUAAAGAAACCAAAGAUUAGGGUUUUCAAUUAGUUUAUCGUAUAAGAAGCAGUAGCAACAAUGGCAGAAAAAGUGGAAAUCUCACCAGCCACAUUUAAUAAUAAUCAACAGCAACAACAACAACAGAACGACGCUCGAAAGGUGCGCAAGUCGCCCGAUUUUCAACCCAUAAUGCCAGGUGUCAUAUCCAGAGAGCGCAGCUUUGUGCGCACAUCAAAUCAACAGAACAUAAACAAAAGGCGCAGUUUGGCGUUCAACGUGCCUGGAAAUCAACCUGGACAGAUGCGUGGCAAGCCAGCAAUGGACAUAUACAGACCUCCAAAUGUACGCGGCGAUUUAGCCAGCGAAGGUGGUGCCAAUGGUGGUGGUGGUGGUAGCGGUGGUGUUAGUGGCAGUGGUGGUGGUGCGAGUGUCUCGAACAAACUGAACAUAAAUGCCCAGGAGUUCACAAUGACGACCAACUCACGUGCGACGCCACCGGCUGAGGCACUUAACAAUAAUCGUUCGUCCCUUAUCUUUCCCAUGACUGGCGGGCCGAGUCUCCUGCAGCAGCAGCAGCAACAACAAUAUGUGGCAGCUGCAUCCAAUGCGAUUCUGAAUAGACGCCAAGCGGGUCUCUCACUGGGCAAUAUGCCUGCCAUGAACAGUCUCAAGGGUGGUCAUCAUCGUUCCAUCCUGGUAACGCAUCCCAUCAAUACAAUGGGCGGACAGAUUCCGCUCAUGAAUUCACCAUCCAGCGGCAACAUACUGCAUUCGACAAAUCGAGUGAAGUUUGCACCAGAGCCUAGGGCUCAGAAGUCAGGACAGCACAAUCAGUACUACAAUAAUGGACAUCAGCCGUAUCAAUUGAAUGGCAUGGAUCCCUAUAUGAAUGGAACUGCGCUGCAGCGCUCCAAAUCGCUAUCGUCGGCUGAUGCACUGACACGUGGCAUGGCCGGCUUGGGUUUGGGCCUGGGCAAUGAGGUAGCCGACAUCGGGCAGUUUACGCCGGAAAUACAGCAACUGAUCGAAACAGCUCUGGAGGAUCCGAACAAAUUAAAUUCACGAUGCCUUAUGGAGCUCACGUCGCAGUUUAUUAAACGCGCCGUUGAGAGUCGACGUUUCGCUUUGCCCAUUUCGCGGCUCUGCUUGAACAUUAUCGCUAAGGAGCAGAAGGAGACUUUUCUGGAGGCGCUGCUUAAUACGUGCCGUCAGUGGUAUCAGGAGCGCGAAAAGCUACUGUUUGCCAUUCAAGGAAUGAAGUCGCCAUCGCGGGUUCGUUUUACGGCUUUCAUGGCAUUUCUUACGGAAAUGUUUUGCCAGUUGAAACGCCGCCAGCUCCAGUUGCGUACCCACAGCGAGGGAACGCCGCCACCUUUAGUGUUGCUCAGUUUGCUCUCCAAGUGCUGCGAGGAUUGUGUGCGUCCCCCAGUGCGUUCGCUUUCAGAGAUUGAGUCCCUGUUCUAUGUGUUGACCUGCAUUGGCCAGGACAUGGAGCAACAGCUGCCACAGCAGUUGGAGCAGCUGAUGUCCGUCGUGCGCGAUGCGUUCCUUAAUGCCGGUGAUGCUGCGGCUGCCAUAAGACGCACACUGUUGCAGCUGAUCGAAUUAAAGGCUUCGCACUGGCAGCUGCCCGGAAAUUCGGUGCUCUACUACACCCACACCAACACUUAGUUGGAUAGAUUGAGAAUCGGGCGCAAUUUGCAAUUGCAAUAUGUAAACAGACAUUAUUAUUGUGGUCGAAUUGCAUUUAGGCCCAGUCCUCGUGCAACACGCAACUAUUUAUCGUACUACAGCAGUACAGCAUAGUCCAUAAGCAAUAUUUAUUUUUGAAACCAUAGCUAGAUGACUAACCCAGGCAUUAUAAUUUUAUAGUAUACGCAUAUUUAUACAGCUCAACACUUAUACCGGCAACCGGAAAUGGAAACGGUAACUGCGGAACCAGCUCAUCCAACCUUAAAACCAUCCACCACCACCCCUUCCCAUGUCAACCUCUGGUAGAAUACUUCAUUCUGCUUAUGUAAGGCUCAAUUUAUACUAUGUGAAAUCCAUAUUAUUUAUGUGUAAUAAACAAUACGCUAGUCAAAAA